AAGGCGUUGCCGGGAAACCUUCCGCCUAGAGCUGCGGUGGGACCGGCGGACAUGGCGGCGGCGCGGCUAGCCGUAGCCCUGCUGCUGCUCGCGGCCCAGGUGGCCUGUGAGUUCGGCGUGCUGCGCGCGGUGUCCCAGACAGGUGGCACCCGCGGCAGGGACUACUGCAUCCUCUACAACCCGCAAUGGGCCCACCUGCCACAAGACCUCAACAAAGUGGCUCUCCUGAAGCUCCGAGACUUAAGCUCAACGCAGCUCUGUUCCCCCCUGGACCUUCCUGCAGAGGACUUCACCAACCAAGUCGUGCUGGUGGCCCGGGGCAACUGUACCUUCUACGAGAAAGUGCGGCUGGCCCAGGGCAAUGGAGCCCGUGGGCUGGUGAUAGUCAGCAUUGAGAAGCUGGUCCCUCCAGGAGGCAACAAGACACAGUAUGAGGAGAUCAGCAUCCCCGUGGCCCUGCUUAGCCACAGGGACCUGCAAGACAUCUUCAGGCGCUUUGGCCAUGCAGUGAUGGUGUCGCUGUACGCGCCAAGCGAGCCGGUGAUGGACUACAACAUGGUCAUCAUCUUCCUCAUGGCUGUGGGCACCGUCGCCCUCGGGGGCUACUGGGCUGGCAUCCGCGAUGUGAAGAAAAGGUACAUGAAGCAUAAGCGAGAUGAUGGGCCGGAGAAGCAGGAAGAUGAGGCGGUGGACGUGACGCCGGUCAUGAUCUGCGUGUUUGUUGUCAUGUGCUGCUUCAUGCUUGUGCUGCUCUACUACUUCUACGACAGACUGGUCUACGUGAUCAUCGGCAUCUUCUGCCUGGCCUCCUCUACGGGUCUCUACAGCUGUCUGGCGCCCUGUGUGCGCAGGCUGCCCUUCUGCACGUGCAGGGUCCCCGACAACAACCUGCCGUACUUCCACAAGCGCCCACAGGCCCGCAUGCUGCUGCUGGCACUCUUCUGUGUCACUGUCACCGUAGUGUGGGGUAUCUUCCGCAAUGAGGACCAGUGGGCCUGGGUCCUGCAGGACGCCCUGGGCAUCGCCUUCUGCCUGUACAUGCUGAAGACCAUCCGCCUGCCCACCUUCAAGGCCUGUACGCUGCUGCUGCUGGUGCUCUUCAUCUACGACGUCUUCUUCGUCUUCAUCACGCCCUUCCUGACCAAGAGUGGCAACAGCAUCAUGGUGGAGGUGGCCACCGGGCCCACAAACUCAUCCACCCAGGAGAAGCUGCCCAUGGUGCUAAAGGUGCCCAGGCUGAACACCUCGUCCCUGUCCCUGUGUGACCGGCCCUUCUCCCUCCUGGGCUUUGGAGACAUCUUGGUGCCAGGGCUGCUGGUGGCCUACUGCCACAGGUUUGAUGUCCAGGUACAGUCCCCCAGGAUCUACUUUGUGGCCUGCACCAUCGCCUACGGCCUGGGCCUCCUGGUGACCUUCGUGGCGCUUGUCUUCAUGCAGAGUGGCCAGCCUGCGCUGCUCUACCUGGUCCCCUGCACACUGAUGACCAGCUGCACCGUGGCACUGUGGCGCCGCGAGAUGGGUGCCUUUUGGACGGGCACCGGCUUUGUGAAGGACGGACCUCAGUCUCCAUGGGCCCCCACCAAGGGUCCCGCACCUCCAAGGAACGCAGAUGACGCCCUCUCCCAGCAGCCUCCAAGUGAAGAGCUAGCCAAGAGCCCGCUGCCCACCGAGGAGGCAGCCCUGCCUGAGGAUGCAGACCCUGACAGCCCAGGGGCCAGUACCCCCAACCCCACAAAUGUGGGCCAAGUCCAGCCCAGCCCUGUGGUGCAGCCAGGGACUUCGGCCUAGGAAGAGGAGGCGCGAGAGCUGGGCCCUCGCAGCCUUCCAUGCCACACAGAUGCUGGCCACCUGGGACCUGCAGGGGACAGGGACAGCUGCCACCCACCAGGGUGAACAGACCUGCGCUGUGCCCUUUCUAACAUGGUGCUCAGCCCUCUGAGGCCUCGCGCCCGUCCUCCCUCCCACAGCUGCACCCCAGCACCCAGCUCUGCUUCGCACCAGGCCAAGAGCUUCAUCUGCUGCCCACUCCAUGCAAGGCCGCUGCCUUUGGUGCUUUGCCGAUGCUAGCCCGCUCUGAGGAUGCACCCAGCUGGCCACACCUCCCCCCACAGGACAGGGCUCUCUGGGGCCAGAGCAACAUCCCCGCCAGCCAAACAGGUUUCUGUGUUGGGAGCGGCCAUGAGGGGCCUAAAUGUGGGCACCCUGCCCAAAGGCCCGGGCCGACGCCAGGGUUCAUACCUCUUCAGGAGGUUCCACAUCAAGAUGGAGUUGAGAAUGCUGGCCGGGCGUGGAUGGGUCCACGGCCCAGCAGACUGCCCUCAGCUCGGAUGUGGAAGCCUUCUGCGCCAUGGCCGCAGCUCUCUUCCCUGACGGUGGCUUCUGGACCGGGCAGCUGACCUCUACCUCACCAACCAGGCUCUGGACUCCACGACAGAUCUGCCUGCAGGGAGCCCACCACAAAUGCUGCAUGUCACCGAGGCAGCGGCCACGGUCCCCACACGCUGUGAUGGAACCUGGGACCCAUGUCCACCCACACUUGCAUGGAAAGAGGUGUCUGCCGCAGGGUGGCAGGUGGCGAUAGCUGGGGGUGCUCCUAGAGCUCGGGGGUGAGUGGGAGGGAGGACGUUCCCUAGGCACCCUGUCUGACCAGAAUGGACAGGCACAGGAGCACUGUGGCCCAGCCACCUGCUCUGCCACUCAGACUUAACAAGCCAUUUUGUACUGAGUGUCCAUGCAGUUCUUCCGUCUCUGAGCUGGUCGGAGGAGCUCUGGGCUGUGCCGCCUGAGGGCCCUGGCUUAGGUUGUCAGGGAUUAAACAGCUUUUCAUACUCACCUUGGCCUCCUGUCUUUCCAG
Molecule: messenger RNA, 2854 nt
Organism: Acomys russatus (golden spiny mouse)
Lineage: Eukaryota; Metazoa; Chordata; Mammalia; Rodentia; Muridae
Gene: Sppl2b
Product: signal peptide peptidase like 2B
Exons: 15
Coding region: 52-1788 (578 amino acids)
Biological process (GO): membrane protein proteolysis
Cellular component (GO): Golgi-associated vesicle membrane; cytoplasmic side of endoplasmic reticulum membrane; lumenal side of endoplasmic reticulum membrane
Molecular function (GO): aspartic endopeptidase activity, intramembrane cleaving
Source: RefSeq, a predicted model, not a curated record